Molecule: messenger RNA, 5385 nt
Organism: Diceros bicornis minor
Lineage: Eukaryota; Metazoa; Chordata; Mammalia; Perissodactyla; Rhinocerotidae
Gene: CNPY3
Product: canopy FGF signaling regulator 3
Exons: 7
Coding region: 59-982 (307 amino acids)
Cellular component (GO): endomembrane system
Molecular function (GO): signaling receptor binding
Source: RefSeq, a predicted model, not a curated record
CCAGCGCGCCGCCGGAGGAAGCGCAGCGCGGUCCGCUCGGGUCGGGUCCGGCUGGGCUAUGGAGCCGUUGCCUGAGCUCGCGCCCCGGCUCGGGCCUCGCUGUCUUCUGCUUCUUCCCCUGCUGCUGCUACAGCCGGCACCGGAGCUGGGCCCGAGCCAGGCCCAAGCCGAGGAGACCGACUGGGUUCGCUUGCCCAGCAAAUGCGAAGUGUGUAAAUAUGUCGCUGUGGAGCUGAAGUCAGCCUUUGAGGAAACUGGCAAGACCAAGGAGGUGAUUGACACUGGCUAUGGCAUCCUGGACCGGAAGGCCUCCGGAGUCAAAUACACCAAGUCCAUUUCAGAGCCCCCAGACCAGAUGACCUAUCUUCCUUCCAGCUCUGACUUCCCGUUGGGGGGAACUCAGGCCCUCUCGUGCUGCUGUCUCGGCAGGGACUUACGGUUAAUCGAAGUCACCGAGACCAUUUGCAAGAGGCUCCUGGACUAUAGCCUGCACAAGGAGAGGACCGGCAGCAACCGGUUUGCCAAGGGCAUGUCAGAGACCUUUGAGACGCUGCACAACCUGGUGCACAAAGGGGUCAAGGUGGUGAUGGACAUCCCCUACGAGCUGUGGAACGAGACCUCUGCAGAAGUGGCUGACCUCAAGAAGCAGUGCGACGUGCUGGUGGAAGAGUUCGAGGAGGUGAUCGAGGACUGGUACAGAAACCACCAGGAGGAGGACCUGACUCAGUUCCUCUGCGCCAACCACGUGCUGAAGGGCAAGGACACCAGUUGCCUGGCAGAGCAGUGGUCUGGCAAGAAGGGGGACACAGCCGCCUUGGGAGGGAAGAAGUCCAAGAAGAAGAGCAGCAGGACCAAGGCUUCAGGCAGCAGCAGCAAACAGAGGAAGGAGCUAGGGGGCCUCGAAGGAGACCCCAGCCCCGAGGAGGAUGGGGGCAUCCAGAAGGCAUCCCCCCUCACACACAGCCCCCCUGAUGAGCUUUGAGCCUAACCCAGUGCCCCUGUCCCAAGAGCCCUGACCUGGAAGCUGAAGAGUCCGGGGCAUGGCUCCAGCAGGCAAAGACGGCUCUCCUGGGCUCGGGGCCUCCCCGCCUCCGCUGUGCCCUCCUCCUGACAGGGGCGACAUGAGCCUGGGCAGGACUCAGAUCAGCUGUGGUCAGCCCGCGCUGGCCUUACCCUCUGCCGAGCGUGUCUCUCCUGACCCAGGCUUCAGACAGGCCAUGCGAUUUCAGGACUGCCGAGGACGCCGGUGUGAACUCAGGAGGGGCAGGUGGCGGAGCUGGGCCCCAGGACUGGAGCCCUCCAAGCCGUGGGGAAGGCGUGCCCGGCCUUCACCUCCCCCGACUCCUCCCUGACAGGGAAGCAAGACUGCAGGUCCUCAGCUCCUCCUCUCUGCUCAUCCCCUCCUGUGGACACCUUGCACUCUGCCUGGCCCUCCCCAGGGCUCACAGAGUAAAAACCUUUUGGCCUUUUUUGCUCUGAUUUCUGAGUCCCCUUCAGCUCCUCAGAGGGGCCUGGAGUGCCUUGGUGCUCUUCCCUGCCCUUUACCUUCCAGCCUUGGGGGCUGAGGCUGGGGAUGCUGUCUCGUCCUCCCUGAGCCCGGACCUGCCAGCUGUGGGGAACAGCGAGUGCAGGGAGGGCCCAGGUUGUUUGGGGUGAGGGGUGGUCAUGGGCAUGGUAUGAGGCCCACAUGGUGCUCUGGCCUUGACCCCUCAGCUGCCCUGGGUCGGAGCUCCCCAGGCUGGGAGGGGCUUCACUUGUGCCCUGGGCACCUGGCUGCCCUCAUUCCCUCCCUCCUUCCUGCCUCUCUUCUCUCCCCCAAGGCCUUCCCCUUUGUUGUGUAAGAUGUUUACUGGUGACCCCACCUGCUCCCACCCCUCCUUCCCACCCCCAUCCAGGCCCUGCCUAUUGGUCUUGAACCUUGUUCCCUGAUGACCAUACCUGGUCACUCUGCUCUUCCUAGCUCUUGUGCCUGGAGUCCAGAGGGGAGGACACCCUGGUCCCCCAACAACAGCUGGUUACACCAUGUUCCAUGGGAGCAGGGGAGGAACAGGAAGGCUGGCCUCUGGGGAGAAGGGGUGGGAGGCUGAGGCACCUCCCAGUCUGUGCUGAGGGCGGAGAUCAGAGUGGUCAACAGCAAUGGUGACACAACUGCUUGUGUUCACAGUGCUUUAACCUCACAACACACUGUGAGGGGAGGUGCUGUUAGCCCCAUUCUGGAGGAGAGGAAACAGGUGACGUGCUCAAAGUCCUACUCUAAGUGUACAGCUGGCACCCAGACUCUGGUUUUGGGACUCAAGGCCAUUGUGUUUCCACUGCCCCACAGCUGCCAGGGCCCCUUCCCCUAGCACCUGGCACUGUGAUUCUUAUUGACCAGGUUUGGUUUCUUGGCCUUAACCCACGCCCACCAACAAGCCUCUUUUAAAAGGAAAAUAGGAAGCAGCUACUGCUUGGAAGGAGAGAAUGGUGGAAGGUCCCACCAGUGCUGUUCCCCCCACCAGGUCCCCUGUGAGCAUCCACGCUGAGACCCCCUCACACUUACGGGCUGGCCCCUUGGGUGGGAGGGGAUGCACUGCCGAAGUGCCCCAGACUCCAGCUUCUGCUAAAGAGGCUCUGGGGCCUGCACUGGGGCUGAGGGGCCCCUUCAUAGCCUGGGCUUAGCCCCCUAUUCCCCUCCCCCAAGUUGGGGCAGUGAAGGCCAUAGAAAGUGGAGCAAACUGGAAGCUUUAUUCCUCCAGCUGGUGGGGCUUAGAACAGAUCCUUGGAGGGGGCCUGGCCCUGUGGCGUAGUGGUUAGGUUCAGCGCACUCCGCUUCAGUGGCCUGAGUUUGUGGGUUCGGAUCCUGGGCAUGGACCUACACCACUUGACAGCCACACUGUGGCGGUGUCCCACAUACAAGGUAGAGUAAGAUUGGCACAGAUGUUAGCCCAGCGCAAAUCUUCCUCAGCAAAAAGAAGAAAAAAAACCAGGUCCUUGGAGGGUGAAAUUUUUUUGGCUAGCCUCCCAUCUCACCAUCUCCAAGACUGAUCCUGCCCUCUGUUGAAGGGGCCAUGGGCAGUGAGAUUCCAGCCUAGAUUCAGGUCCCAUCCUGGACUUGGUUCAGGGGCUGAAACCCAGGGCUGGGGAACCGCUUGCAGCCCCCUGGAUUGUCUAGGAUUUGGUGGUCAGCCUCUGAUUCCUACUUCUUCCUGAAUUCCGUCGCUGAUGUUACCACAGCACUUAAGUACCUGGCAUACGUCUGUCUCCAGAGCUCAUUGUCCUUAGAGGAGGAUGAGGCAAAGACCUAUCCCUCACCUGGGUGUUGGCCCAGGGCCCAGUGCCGGGCCUGGUCCUGGACCGGAGGGCACAUAGUGCUCUGACUGCUUUGCUCUUUGACUUGUGGCUGCUGCAUGAUGAAUGGCCUCUCCCUCCGCCUGCCGCCCCCGCAAGGGCCAGGCGUGUUGCACACUGUUAGCUCUCUACACACCCACCUACAGCAGCAGGCAGCUUCUCCCCCUGCCCAGCCUAGGAAAGGCAGAAGGCAGGAGCCGGGUUCCCAGGUUUUUCUAAAUGUUCACAGCAAGCCCUGCAUCACUUUAAUUCACAAGCAUGAGCAAAAUUCCUCUCUUUUUUUGAUCUUGAAAGAAAAAAACAUUUUUCGCGACAUGCUUGGUCCAUGCCUAACUGGUCUAUGGAAGGACUCUGUACUAAUCCCAGCAGCAGAGCCAGCUGAAUCUCUUGAACAUCACAUGAUGGCCUAGUUUGCUCCAUUAAGGAGUUUCACUGGUAUAACAAUAUUAGCCACUAUUUUUCGAAUGCUUGCUAUGUGGCAAGCAGAGUUCUACCUGCUUUACAUAAUUAACUCAUUUAAUACAGCUGUGAUCACAAAGCCAUGGAUUUUGAAAAACUGCAUUGAAGUAAAAUACACAUACAGAAAAGCGCACGUAAGUGUACAGCGCAAUGAACUUUUACAAACUGAACACCUGUCACCAGCACCCAGGUCAUGAAACAUUAUUACCAUCCCCCCUGAAACACCCCUCCACACACCCCCAAAAGAAUAGGGAUUUUCAUCUAUUUAGUGUUGAAUCCCCAGCACCUAGUACAGUGCCUGGCACAGAGUAGCUGUUCAACAAAUAUCAGAUGAAUGAAUGAAGCACAGAAAGGUGAAAUAACGUGCCCAAGGUCACACAGUUCUUAAGUGGCCCAACCAAGUGAUAAGCCCAGGUGGAAUGGCUUCGGUGCGCUGGGGCGUAGCCGUGAUGCCACAGUACCCGAUAGCUACAGCUUGUUGGCUUGUUCGCCAUCCUCCCCUUACAUGGCUCUCUCUUCUCGAAGGCAGACCAGCUGCUGUCCGCUAGUCUAUUUAGGUCUUCAGAGCUCCAUGUUGGGAAUGCAAUUAGGAGUGAGUUAACAUUCAUUUCUCCCUUUUCAAAGUUUAUAGUCGUGUACGGCUUAAAGCCAGCUUGACCCAUGCUGCCCUCAAGGGCUGGCUUCUCUUUACGGUUUUCUUUCUUUAAAAUUGUACUCUACAUCUAUGAGGGUUGUACAAGCCAACAGAAUUUAAACCUCCAUUAAAAUGAUUGUGAUUCUGUAGAGGGAGGUGUGGCUGCACAUUGAGAGGGGAGAGAAGCAGGCUGACCCCAUCACCAGCUCCAGGGCUGGCGACACUUCCUAUCACCACCAAACCCCCCUAAAAUAUAAAAGGUUCCCUGCUAAAUGAGAAAACAAAACAAAAAAUAUACUCAAAAAACUAGAUGUUAUUUUAUCAGGAAUUACUCACCAAAGUGGUCUUGUGUUUUACUCUUCAUCUCAUCAAGAUGUGAUGGCAUGUGCUAAGUCACCCAUUUCAAUGAGCAACACUUAGCCUGUAACCAGGGCUCAGCUAGUGUAUCAUUUUUACAUGGAAAGACAGCUCAGUGAGCAGAUCAAUAUAUACUGACAAAAUCUUACUGGAAGUAAGCACACCUUAAAACUGCUUUUAACAAAGUGUGAAAUGGUCAAAGAGAACCUCCUCACACGUUGGUGGAAUUCUCAUAGGUGCACUAAGCUUAAUAGUAAUGUAGCCACCAUUAAUUAGUGUUACCAAACCCACAGAUACGGGACCAAUUUUAUGCUCACUUAACAGGAUUUUAAUAAAGCAGAUUGAGUCUUAUACGGUAUGUUAAAGAGACCAAAAGGGAUCCAUUGUGAUAAAUCUGCUAGCAGAGUCCCUGCAGGUGGGUGGCUUCAGCCCCUCCCACAGUGUUCCAGUGUUCAAUCUGGGUAGACGGAGUUGGCAAAGCAGAGUUUUCUUCAGCAGCUUGGACUGGAGUUUGGAAAUUGGCGUCUAUCCUCUGAAAAAUGAGUUUCUACGUGUUCUGAAUCAGAACAAAAACAGAAGGUCUUCCAUUUGUAGUUGCUGUAUAUACA